Molecule: messenger RNA, 2313 nt
Organism: Oncorhynchus gorbuscha (pink salmon)
Lineage: Eukaryota; Metazoa; Chordata; Actinopteri; Salmoniformes; Salmonidae
Product: UPF0461 protein C5orf24 homolog
Exons: 4
Coding region: 225-1067 (280 amino acids)
Source: RefSeq, a predicted model, not a curated record
UGCGCAUUGAGUUUCACCCUAGUCAGCAGUAUGAGAAAUGGUCCAUGCAAUCGUGAUUCCUCUCCUCGUCCCAACUCCGAGGUUACUCCAUUGAAUUUGACAUUUAAAAUGGUUAAGGUAAGAUUUGAGGUUAUGGUUAAGGUUAGGGAACUGUAGUAGGGGUUAAGGUUAGGGUUUAGGGUAGCGACGUCCCACGGUACCCGGGUAGCACUACCCAGGAUAAAAUGGCAGCACCUUUGAGGCAAGGAGGACAGCAGCCUCUGGAUGCUGCUAAUAACCUCAAAGACCUGAGAGUUGCUCUGAAUGGCUUCUUGGUCAAAGGAGAGACGCUCAAGCUGGAGACUAAGUCUGACCCCCUCCAUCCUGGGUGGAAUGACAGUCAGCGUCAGGGACAAAAAAUGAUGCACCAAGUCACUGGCAGCAGCAAUGACUAUUGCAUGAGUGGCCUUGCAGAGGAGUGUCAACAACCAACCAGCCACUUUGACUUAUGUAGCUCGCAAUCCAACAAAUUCUACCCUUCGCCUCCACCCCCUACUCUACAGCUGCCCCACCCAAACCUGCACAAGCCCAUGCCCUGUCAAAUGCAACAAGAGACCCAGAAUGAGUUCCACCCUCAGACAGUGAGGAUCCGAGGGCCCAGUGAGGCUCCAACUGGGACAGAGAGCUCCAAAAAAAAGAAAGGCAGCGUUGUCAAAUCCGGCCGUAGAGGGAGACCCUCGGGGACCACGAAGUCAGCCGGUUACCGGACAAGCACUGGGCGUCCGUUGGGGACCACGAAAGCUGCGGGGUUCAAGACCAGUCCCGGCAGGCCUCUGGGUACGACCAAAGCGGCUGGCUACAAGGUUAGCCCUGGCAGGCCUCCUGGUAGCAUCAAGACUCUGGCUCGGCUCAAGAAACUGGAGUACGGGAGCUGUGAUGGUACCAAGAAACUAGACUUCAGUAACUGCGUCGGCGGAGCCAAGAAACUGGACUAUGCCAGCUUCGAAGUGGCACCUUUCCCUUACAACCUGAUGCAGAAACGAGGCUUGCGUGAGCCUACGGGCAAAGUGGAGGAACCUAACGAGUAGUUAUGCCUGCGUCUCUAUCUAUUGCCUGGAAAUCAUAGUUGAGUGCUUGUCCUAAAGGGUGUUGAUGACCAGCAGGGACACAUGUAGCCAAAAUAUUGGUUGACUUUUGGAUAUGUCUGGCACUGGUUCCUAAUGAAUGGCUCCUCCUCUCUUCAUUGCACUCUGCUGAUAUUGUCACCAUGUCAUCUGUCCCUAUCCAAAGACUGAAAUCGCUCUUUUUUUCAAUAAGUUUGUAAUCUUAUUUUACAGAAAUUGCAUGAUAAAGCAUAUAAUAAAUACAAUCAAUAUACUUUAGCUAAACAGGAAUGAGAAAUAGCCUACUAUUCGUCAUAUGUCAAAUGCUCGCUGUCUGGAGAAGGGUUGAUGUUUUGUUUCAAUGUUUAAAUAUCUGACUUUCAUUCAUCUGUUUAUUUUAUGCUCUGAUAUAAUGUGCUUUUAUCAUUAGUAGUUUGCUUGUCCUCCUGAUGUUUUCCACAUUGAAAAUGCAUCUGAGUAGAAAACAACACAAAACACACUAGCAAAACAUGAAUCUUAGCAGGAAACAACACAAAACACACUAGCAAAACAUGAAUCUUAGUAGGAAACAACACAAAACACACUAGCAAAACAUGAAUCUUAGUAGGAAACAACACAAAACACACUAGCAAAACAUGAAUCUUAGCAGGAAACAACACAAAACACACUAGCAAAACAUGAAUCUUAGUAGGAAACAACACAAAACACACUAGCAAAACAUGAAUCUUAGUAGGAAACAACACAAAACACACUAGCAAAACAUGAAUCUUAGUAGGAAACAACACAAAACACACUAGCAAAACAUGAAUCUUAGUAGGAAACAACACAAAACACACUAGCAAAACAUGAAUCUUAGCAGGAAACAACACAAAACACACUAGCAAAACAUGAAUCUUAGCAGGAAACAACACAAAACACACUAGCAAAACAUGAAUCUUAGCAGGAAACAACACAAAACACACUAGCAAAACAUGAAUCUUAGUAGGAAACAACACAAAACACACUAGCAAAACAUGAAUCUUAGUAGAAAACAACACAAAACACACUAGCAAAACAUGAAUCUUAGCAGAAAACAACACAAAACACACUAGCAAAACAUGAAUCUUAGUAGGAAACAACACAAAACACACUAGCAAAACAUGAAUCUUAGUAGGAAACAACACAAAACACACUAGCAAAACAUGAAUCUUAGCAGGAAACAACACAAAACACACUAGCAAAACAUGAAUCU